Molecule: messenger RNA, 2943 nt
Organism: Anisakis simplex (herring worm)
Lineage: Eukaryota; Metazoa; Nematoda; Chromadorea; Rhabditida; Anisakidae
Source: the annotation of a GenBank genome assembly
AUGAGUUCAUCGAAUGGGACAUGUUUAGUUGCGCAUGCGGUUAGCUGCUCGUUAGGAAGUCAGCAGGCACAACAACAACAACGGAAACCUAAAACGAAUUUAGUAUGUGAUCAUCAUCGGUUUCAUAUCAGUGACAUUGCUUCUAAAAUGCAGGUUGCUUCUGAUUCACUGAAUGAGAUGCAGCAUGAUAAAAAUGGUAAUGCUGAUCAUAGCACUAAUCUCAUUGAUAAGUUAUCUGCACUAUCAGUUGCUGAUAACCGUCGAUCGAUAGUGAGUGAUAACCAUCAUACUAAUGCUAAUAAUGAUAACAAUAAACAAAAAAAUAAUCGCUUCGUGGAUGCGAUAUCACCGGCAGAUUUUGUCACUUUGCAAAGUUUACGAUCGAGUGCGCUCGCGAGAAAGACAAAUACAACGUCAAAAAAUAAUCGUGGUGGAGCGGUGCUUUUCACGGAUUUAAUCAACUGCUGUUCGAAGAAGGGCGAUCAGACCAAAGAAGCAACAGUCGAGAAGAUGAACGGUAAAGAGAUAUGUGCUAACACCAACACUAGAUCAUACAAACAAACCGGUGGAUGUGAAAAAUGGGGAGAUAAGGGAAAAAAGGACGGUGAUAUUUGCGCUGACAUGAGAAAGUUAUCAUUUUUGUCAGCUGUUGGUAGCGAUGAAAAGGAGACGGUUAAUGAGGAACAGCAGGAGGGUAAGUCCUUGAAAAAAAAAGAGAAGCAGAAGAAGAAUGAAACCGAGAUUGAUGAUGAUGGAGUGAGGAAAAAAAUAACUAGCAUAGGUGUUCGUAAUAGCGUUCUUGAUUCGGAUAAGGAGGCGGUGAAAGGUAAAACGAUUGCACCAGAGCAUGAUAAAGAAUCACCGGAAAGAAUCAAUAACGAAUAUGAUGCGAUUAGACUGAAAUUAAAAUCAGUACAGUGCUGUUCAGAAUGUCAACCGCAACAGUUCAAAGAACAAUGUUGUGAUGAUAUGAAGCAUGAAGAAGAGAUUCUUCUGAGUCGUGGACCAGUACGCAGUUCGAGAUUCGUUUCAAGUGCCGCAGUGGACAGCAGCAAUAGUAGUGCUGCAUACAGUCAUCAUAAUCAUCAUCAUCCGUAUACAGGCGCAAAGCACUCAUCAAACACCACCACCACAACAACAGCCUAUGGAACUGCACCGCAGACUGCAGUUGAUGACUAUUCGGUUUAUAAUGGUUAUGGGUCUGGUUAUGAAUGUGGCAAUAGUUGUUGGGCGGAUAGUCCCGAGGAGGACAAGUUCGGUGGUUACUUAUCGUCAGACGGCUCAUCACCAGCUACCAGCUGCAUUUUAUCAGUUCCUUAUGAAAACCACAGCCACUACCAGCUCAUUCAACAACAUUGCUCACCAGUACCAUUCCAGUCCUCUCAACAACAACAAAAUAAUAAAGUAAAAGCAGGCGUCAAUCAAUCUUUGGAGCAGUUUUCACAAAAACCACCAAGAAAUUCAGUGAACAAUCAACCAGUUCUAAGCACUGGUCAGGAGGAUUUGGUGAUAAACAGUGCUUUGUUAAAUGUAAAUUUGGAGUUACCUGAUGCACUCUCUGAUUUUAUAUUGAAAUAUUCACGUCGUUAUUCGGUGUCGUCAUCUCCAAAUCUAACGCAUCUCCUUAAAAACAACACUGAUAUCAAUGGUAUAAUCUGUGCCAAUGACAUCAUCCUUAUGAGCAAUAACAUUAAUAAUAAUAACGCAUUCUCAUCGUCACCAUCUCGCAAAAGUAGUGGAUCGGAAAGUUUUGAUGAAAGCAGCGGCAGCACUCCAAAGCAUUUGCAGCGGCCUCCUUCAACGGAUAGCGGUUGCGAUUCACCAAUGAGUGCGGGCUCCGCACCUCAGCAUUCGCCUGCAGCUCCUCGAGGUACAACCUUGGGUCCACCGACUCCGGAUCAGUUCCAGAGUCAGACCGGAGUGUUGUUCCAUCAUCAGUCCUUGGCACGUAAGAUGGAUAGUUGCAAGAGAACUGCAAAAGAUAAACUUAGGUCAAUGAUCAGUGACAAUGAAAUGAGUGAAGCGUGGGCUUGGACUUGUAAAUGUGUUCAGUAUUUUCCGGGUGCACUUUGUUAUCAAGACACAGACCGCGAUAGUCUUCUGCAUAUCGUUACACUUCAUACGGAUCUCGCCAAGAUCUAUGCUCUCGUCGAGCAGAUGUUAAAAACGGAAUUUCCACCGACGCAGAAACCGUUCGACAUGCCGAAUCGUUUCCACGAGACACCACUUUUUCUAGCUGUUCAAAAGCGUUGUGUGGCAAUCGUUGAAUACCUGCUGGAGGCUGGUGCAUAUCCCAAUGUACAAACACAACGACCCGAGCGAGACGCACCGUUGCAUUACGCAGCUGCGCGCGGAAUGACCGAAAUUGUCGAGACGUUAUGUGCAAAUCGAAUCACAGAUGUGAACUUGGUGAAUGGAUUAGGCUUAACACCACUUCUGUGCGCUGUUAAAAACCAUGGCGUGAUCGAGGAGGAAAGACAAACACUUCUCGAUAAUAAACCUGUCAUUAACGCACUCCUCAAAUGUGGCGCUGACCCGUUGAUUACCGAUGCAACGAAUGGCAAGACAGUCAUACAUUAUGCCGUGGAGCGCAUGGAUCCGGAUCUUAUUGAGGUGAAUAAUUAUAUUAUCCAAAAUCCGAAAGCGUAUGAUCUAUCGUGGAUAGUGGUGUUUCGACGGAAGCUGGAUGAAGAGACCAUGGCGGCAUUAGUGAACCAAGUGGAUCUUUGUCAUGAAACACCCAUUGCCACGCUUCAAAACACGACCAGUUUGUAUCAGCAAAAUACCAGUAACUCAGAGAUCCGUUCGACCAUCUUCUUCAGUUUGAUUACUUGUGGAGCAGUCGUCAACAAUAAUGAUAGCAGAAUUGGAAUGAAUGUUAAUGCCGGUCAUAAUGGUAAUGAUUCUGGUAAUAAUCAGCAACAACAAAGUUCAUUUCAAUGA